Messenger RNA from Helicoverpa zea (corn earworm), 4861 nucleotides. RefSeq lists its product as uncharacterized. The coding region runs from base 970 to 4623 and encodes 1217 amino acids. The record is from RefSeq and is a predicted model, not a curated record. Gene Ontology annotation, biological process: DNA integration. The transcript has 3 exons. Gene Ontology annotation, molecular function: zinc ion binding; nucleic acid binding. Lineage: Eukaryota; Metazoa; Arthropoda; Insecta; Lepidoptera; Noctuidae.
UGUUCACGCACACAAGGCGUGAUUCAUAGCUGGCGCACCAGGGCCCGACAGAGGGCGUCGCGUCACCGAGGCGGGGGGGACGGCUGCCAGCAGCAGCGGCCCGCACCGCACCGCCGCACUCCAUCACCGGACACAGCCGACGACGCGCGCGCAUACCUAUCUUAGUUUUCCAACAUUUGUACUGUCCAGUGAACCAAUAUAUUAUGUAUUAAGUGUUACAGUCCACUUUUCAUUUAAGUACCUUUAGUUAGGUCCCCUACAUUUUGGUCACUUCGGCCUUCUACAAUUUAAAUCCGCGUAACGUGUUUCUACGAACAAAGAAAUCGUUCGCGCGGUGACAGUACGAGGCGACGUUGGUGGACUUUGAUACGAGCGACGAGUCUUCAAAAGCGCCGUGUCACUACAAGCGGCAUUCGAGAGAAGAGAAGUUUGGAGUUGGAGUCGUCUAAAUACGUAGAACGAGGAGAGGACGUCUACAAGUUCCCGAAGUCUUCACGUCGACGGUGGUCAAGUCUCGACUUAGUUGGUCGAACACGCCGGGUCAUCUACGUGCUUCGUGGGAAUCAACACAGUUCGCCUUGUGGAUAAAGAUAAGCAUAUUUGUGUAUCGUUCCAAAUUCCUUUCUUUAUAAUUUCCGUUACAAAUUCAAAUUUCAAAAAUUUCCGUUGCAACCGUUUUCAGUUCAGUUUCAAAUUUGAGCAAACAAGUGAUUAUUUAAAUCAUUUUUAAGUCUAUUGGCAUUAACGCGCAUUCAUUCAGUGCUGUAUGGAAUAGAUUUCUUAUCGGUUUACCGUUUAAGUUCUUUGCUAAUGAGCUAACGGUCACGAGUCACGAGCCUAUUCGUAUUGAAACAUCUGGUUGCUGCGUUAGUCAUCACUUGUGCAUUUGCUUACCGCAUUAUCUGUUAUUCUAUCGCAUCAUUUGCAUAACAUCUUUUGUAUUUUUUAUUUUCAAACCACCUUCUUAUAAUGGCUAAUGAAGAUUUGUUAAUAAGAAAACGCAGUGCUAUUAAAGCUAAGCUUACGAAUUUUUGCAAUCAUGUUAAUGUGCUUAUGAGUUGCGAUUCAUUAUCCAGUUUGCAGCGUAUUGAGCUAGAGGGUCGCCUUCGUAAAUUUGAUGCUUUAUACGAUGAAUUUGAUAAUUUGCAGUUGGAGAUCGAGGUGCUCUCGGAUAAGCCAGACGAGGCGUACGGGGAACGUGCCAAGUUUGAGGAGCGGUACCACGCGGUGGCAGCUCAGGCGCGCAGCCUGCUUAUCAGCGCUGAUGCCGGCGUUGACGGCGGGUCUGUAGCGGGCUCAGCGGAUAAAAGCACAGGUGCAUCGUUCCGUCAUAAUUUUGUACGCUUACCUAAAAUCAAUUUGCCUACUUUCGAUGGUAGUUAUCAAUGUUGGCUCGAGUAUAGAGAUACAUAUCUGUCACUUAUUCACAGUAGUAGUGCUAUCGAUGAUAUUAGCAAAUUUCAUUAUUUGCGCGCUUCGCUUACGGGAGAUGCUCAGCAAGUGAUAAAAAAUAUAGAUUUUAAGAGCGAGCAUUAUCAAUUAGCGUGGAAUCUAUUAUGUGAGCGAUAUGAUAAUAGCAGGCUUCUAGUUAAAAACCAUGUGCAGACUUUGUUUAAUACUCCGGCAAUUCUUAAAGAGUCUUGUGUAGCCUUACGUCAAUUUGUUGAUAAUAUCAAUAAGCAAAUUAGAGCUUUAAAAUCGCUGAACGAGCCCACUGACCAGUGGAGUACACUGGUGGUAAUAAUGAUGAGUAGCAGACUGGAUAAGGUCACUAACAGAGACUGGGAAGAGUAUAGCAAUACCUUACCCAAAUUUCCAACAUUGUCAGAAUUUUGUUCGUUUGUUAGUAAAAGGGCUGAUUUAUUAGAGACAGUAGAACAUAACAAAUCAAUAAAUAAGGAAGAUAGUAGUACAAACAGUUACACAGUAAAUACUAAUAAUUCUAAAAAAAACUAUAAUAUAACAAAACCUAAACCUAAUACUAAUAAGGAAUUUAAUAAUUGUCCGUUGUGCAAAAAUAAUCAUUUCAUGUUUGUGUGUGAUGAUUUUCGUAAGUUGUCAGUAGAAAACCGUUUAGCAAAGGUGAAGGAGCUUAAUGUGUGCUUUAAUUGUUUACGUCCAGGGCAUUCAAGUAAACGUUGUAAAUUGUCACACUGUAAAUAUUGUAAUCGUAAGCAUAACACGCUUUUACACGUAGAGCAGUCUAAUUCAGCUGUACAAGACCCAAUGCCUAGUAGUGUAGCUCUGCCUAGUUUACUGACUGAUGACGUUUCUGGUGGUGCACAGUUACAAAACGGCACAUCUGAAAGCGUUGUUAUGUCAAGCGACACUGCAGCUACUACUCGUUCUGUUUUGCUUUCCACAGCUCUGGUGACAGUGGUCAGCACCCGAGGUGAGAAGUUCGACGCCAGGAUCCUGCUGGAUAACGGUGAGUCGUACGAGAUGGCUAAGCGGCGAUUUCUAUCAUUGGAGCGUCGUUUUCUUCGUGAUCCAAGUUUCAAGGAGCGUUAUGUUGCCUUCAUGGAGGAGUAUGAGCGUCUUGGACACAUGACAGAAAAUACAACGUCUAGGAAGCCACAUUCAGAUGCCUCUGAGAGAGCCUUUGGUUGUUGCGUAUAUCUUCGGUCGGUGAAUAUGGAAGGUGCAGUCAAGGUACAACUUCUUGCAUCGAAGAAUCGUGUAGCACCAAUAAAGCCCACUACCAUUCCACGUCUCGAGCUUUGUGGGGCGUUGCUAGGCGCUAGACUGUGUGCUAAGGUACAAAGUUCCAUUACUUUACCUAUUACUAGAUGCCAAUUUUGGUGCGAUUCAACAAUAGUGUUGAGUUGGCUAGCUAUGUCACCGAACGUAUUGAAACCUUUCGUACGCAAUCGCGUUAACGAGAUACAGGAGAGUACUGCAGGUCAUACGUGGAGUUACGUGCCGUCUAGAUUCAAUCCGGCAGAUCUUGUUUCUCGUGGGCUGAAGGCUGACCUUAUCAGCGAGUGUUCUUUAUGGUGGUCAGGCCCAGAGUUCUUGUUAAAUGAUGAAACACACUGGCCAGCUAUGCCCAACAAAACUAUGAAACAGGAUCUACCAGAAGUAAUUACAUCUAACUUCACAGAUCACUCGUUUCUCACAGACACACAAAAACACGCACAGCACACAAAUACAUCAUUAAUUCAUACAUUAUUGCAUAAAUAUUCUAACAUAAAUCGUCUACAAAGAGUGGUGGCCUACAUAUUAAGAUUUUAUAAUAAUGUAAAGAACAGAAUCAAGGAUCAAAAUCCAUUAUCAAUUAAAGAACUUCAAGAUUCUUUAAAUUUCAUUUUACGACAAGCUCAAAUGGAGAUGUUUUCCAAAGAAUAUGACAUUCUUAAAGCUGGUAAGACUUUGCCUCGCAAAAAUAGAUUGAUUUGUUUGAGUCCUUUUUUUGACGAAGAUGGUCUCAUUCGUGUAGGCGGGAGACUUGAUAAUUCGCCUUAUGACUAUAAUAUCAAGCAUCCAAUUUUAUUAUGUUGCAAGCAUCAUAUCACUAAAUUAAUUUUCCACAAAUAUCAUCAUGAUUUAUUACACGCUGGCCCUCAAUUGUUGAUCGCAAGUAUACGGCAAGUGUAUUGGCCACUUGGAGGCAGAAAUCUAUCUAAAUCAGUUGUAAAACACUGCAUUAAAUGUUUUAAGUUCAAGUGUCAAAAUAUUCAACCUGUCAUGGGACAAUUGCCUGUUAAUAGGACUCAAUUGGAAUUCCCAUUUUUAAAUUCCAGUGUCGAUUAUGCCGGGCCAAUAUUGAUAGCAGAUCGAAAGGGGCGAGGGUGUAAACUUGUAAAGGCGUACCUAUGCAUCUUUGUUUGUCUUGCAGUGAAAGCUGUCCAUAUCGAGCUCGUUACAGACCUUACUAAGGAGGGCUAUAUGGCUGCUUUAAGCCGUUUUGUUGCUCGUCGUGGCAAACCCAAGAGCAUCUUGUCUGACAAUGGCACCAAUUUUGUAGGCACUUGUAAUGAGUUGCAACAAUUCUUACAACAAUCAAAUAUAUCGUAUGAAGUUGCACAAAGGGGUAUUGAAUUUACUUUUGCCCCUCCAUAUUCUCCACAUUUCAACGGCAUUGCUGAAGCUGCCGUUCGAUCAACUAAACACCACCUGAAAAGACUAUUACAGUUAACACACUUCACAUACGAAGAAAUGGUCACUUGUUUAACUCAAAUAGAAGCUGUUCUUAAUUCACGUCCUCUCACACCACUUUCCUCUGAUCCGUUAGAUUUUACUGUCCUUACUCCUUCACACUUUUUGAUUGGACGAUCACUAAUAGCUGUUCCGCAUCCACAGGUGUCUGAUGUAAACAUCGGCCGCUUGGAGCGCUACCACAGAGUGGAGCAUAUUAAGCAGCAUUUCUGGAACCGAUUCCAUUUAGAAUAUAUCUCUCUGCUGCAGCAAAAAACUAAGUGGACGUCAUCUACAGGACAACUGGCAGAAGGAACGUUAGUUCUCAUCAAGGAGAGAGGACAACCGCCAAUGCUGUGGCCACUGGGACGUGUCACGAAGGUGUUCCCGGGGAGCGACGGGAUAACGCGUGUGGCUGAGUUGAAGACGCGUAAGGGAACAAUUCUACGUUCCUUUAAUAAUAUUUGUCCACUUCCACUAGAUUGAAUGCUUCAACCCGGGGAGGAUGUUCACGCACACAAAGCGUGAUUCAUAGCUGGCGCACCAGGGCCCGACAGAGGGCGUCGCGUCACCGAGGCGGGGGGGACGGCUGCCAGCAGCAGCGGCCCGCACCGCACCGCCGCACUCCAUCACCGGACACAGCCGACGACGCGCGCGCAUACCUAUCUUAGUUUUCCAACAUUUGUACUGUCCAGUGAACCAAUAUAUUAUGUAUUAAGUGUUA